Alosa sapidissima (American shad) is the source of this 3740-nucleotide messenger RNA. RefSeq names its product cadherin-10-like. Bases 649 to 3111 code for a protein of 820 amino acids. Gene Ontology annotation, biological process: adherens junction organization; homophilic cell-cell adhesion; calcium-dependent cell-cell adhesion. The transcript has 14 exons. Gene Ontology annotation, cellular component: plasma membrane; adherens junction; catenin complex. The record is from RefSeq and is a predicted model, not a curated record. Gene Ontology annotation, molecular function: calcium ion binding; cadherin binding. NCBI's taxonomy places the organism in Eukaryota, Metazoa, Chordata, Actinopteri, Clupeiformes, Clupeidae.
UGAGCGAUUGAGAGAGAGAGAGAGUAAGAGAGAAAGAACGGGGGAGAGAGGGAUGCGCGGAGACUGGAGCAGCCGAGCUUGAACGCUGAGACGACUGUGCGCGCAGCGCUCCAACGGAUCGGUGCAGUGUGAACGCUGAAGAAGACGGGGGCCCCUUCCAUCCCACCUCAGGCUGCAGUGACACUGUCUUAUUUUUUUCUGUCCACCCCCCCGCUGGGAGCUCAGGGGGGAGAGUGUGGUCCUCCACCUCGCCAAAACCACCACUCCUAAGCCUGGCGGCGUGGUGCGGUGCAGCGCGGCUCGGCACGCAGGAAACAUUUGAUUAAAGUUCACGCUGAUGGAUUUAAGCGGGAACGACAGCGGACCUAAAUCACGUCUAGAGCGUUAGCGGACGACAGGAGCUGCAUGAUUAGUUCCAGGCUGGUGGCGGACGAGUGAGCUGGAAAAGUAUUUUUUCUGUGUAUAAGUCAAAAUUACAUGUUCAGUGUCUGAUACUGAGCUGGACAUAUUUGAAGAUUGCCUUGAGGGGGUUAAAAUGCCCAGUUCUGAGGCGCUGGAUUCCAGAAAGGCACCCUCAGCGCUCUCCUCCUCCCCUUCCUAACUGACUCUGGCUCAUUGUGAAAGUCGUCCUCGACCUGAUCGGAUACCAUGACCCCGUGUCACCACCUCCUCCCCCUAGUGGUGCUCCUCCUCUUGGACCACACCGUACCUCUGCCCAUGGGCGAGGGCGGGCAGAAUGUCACCGAUGUGGCAGAUGUCAGUUAUUUCAACGAGACCUCAACGCCACAGACAGACGCCCCCGUCGCCACGACGCCACAGACGGACGGCAAGAUUCUGCACCGCACCAAACGCGGGUGGAUGUGGAAUACGUUUGUCGUGAUGGAGGAGUAUACCGGAAGCCUUGACCAGUAUGUGGGCAAGGUAGGGACUCUGCAUUCGGAUAAAGAUAGAGGCGACGGCAGCGUGAAAUACGUCCUUAUAGGUGAUGGUGCUGGCGUGGUGUUCGAGAUCAACGAGACGUCGGGCGACAUCCACGCCAAGAAGCGCCUGGACCGCGAGGAGAAGGCCUACUAUGUGCUGCGAGCCCAGGCCGUCAACCGGCGGACAGGCCAGCCCCUGGAGGACUGGUCCAACUUCACCAUCAAGAUCCACGACAUCAACGACAACGAGCCCAAAUUCUCCAGAGACACGUACCAGGCUACUGUGCCUGAGAUGUCCGAAGUGGGUACAAGUGUGAUCCAGGUUACAGCAACAGACGCUGAUGAUGAGGACUAUGGGAACAGUGCCAAGCUGGUCUACAGUAUACUGGAGGGGCAGCCAUAUUUUUCUGUUGAUGCCAACACUGGCGUCAUCCGGACAUCCCUGCCCGACAUGCAAAGGGAGAACCGGGAGAAGUACCAGGUGGUGAUCCAGGCCAAGGACAUGGCCGGCCAGAUGGGGGGUUUGUCUGGGACCACCACCAUUAAUGUCACCCUGCUGGACGUCAAUAACAGCCCCCCUCGGUUCCUCCAAACUGGCUACCGUCUCGAGGUGCCAGAGUCGGCAAAGGUGGGAUCUCAGGUGGGACGAGUGAAAGCCAACGAUGCGGACAUCGGGAAGAAUGCUGAGAUGCGCUACCGGAUCGUUGGUGAUGACAGGCGCAGUGGGCACGACGGGAGUGACAUGUUCGACGUGUUCACGGACGGCGCCACGCAAGAGGCUGUUAUUACUGUGAAGAAGCCUCUUGACUACGAGACCAAGCGGCAGUACCAGCUGAAGGUGGACGUGACCAACACGGAGCUGGAUCCACGCUUCCUCCACCUGGGCCCUUUUACUGACCGGGCCACCGUACACGUGGCAGUGAAGGACGCGGACGAGCCCCCGCUCUUCACGCGGAACCCCUACAUCAUCGAGGUGCAGGAGGACACACCCGUGGGCAGCUCCAUCGGCUCCGUCACCGCCCGUGACCCCGACGCCGACAACCACCCCGUCAGAUACACCAUCGACAGGUACACGGACCUGGAGCGCCUCUUCAACAUCGACCCCAUCAACGGAACCAUCUUCACCCUGCAGCCCCUGGACCGCGAGCUAAACAAGUGGCACAACAUCUCAGUGGCUGCAUCAGAGAUCAAGUUUGGUUCUCCCAAGAUAAGCCCAAAUAAUGCUGGUCAGAUAACACGAGUCCCCGUGUUCAUCAAAGUCAUGGACAUCAACGACAAUGCUCCUGAGUUUGCUAUGUUUUACGAGACCUUUGUCUGUGAAAAUGUUAAAGCUGGCCAGCUGAUCCAGACCAUAAGUGCUGUGGACACUGAUGAGCCUCUGGUUGGUCACAAGUUUGUGUUCAGUCUCAGCACCAUCAACCCCAACUUCACUAUUGUUGACAAUGAAGACAACACAGCGCGGAUCUUGACACGUCGCGGCGGCUUCAGUCGGCGGGAGACUAGCUCGUACACGCUGCCAGUGGUAAUCUCGGACAACGACUACCCCAUCCAGAGCAGCACCAGCACCUUGACGGUGCGUGUGUGCGCGUGCGACAGUCGUGGGAACGUCCAGUCGUGCAGCACCGAGGCCUUAUUGCUGUCCGCUGGUCUCAGCACCGGAGCGCUGGUGGCCAUACUGCUGUGCAUUAUCAUCCUACUCAUGAUCGUGGUGCUGUUUGCUGCCCUGCGGCGUCAGCGUAAGAAGGAGCCGCUGAUCAUCUCCAAGGAGGACGUGCGCGACAACGUGGUCAGCUACAACGACGAGGGUGGCGGCGAGGAGGACACGCAGGCCUUCGACAUCGGCACGCUGCGCAACCCCGAGGUGAUGGAGGCCAACAAGCUGCGCCGCGACAUCCUCCCCGAGAUGCUGUUCCCGUUCCGCCGCGCCUCACCCAUCAAGGACAACGCCGACAUCCGGGACUUCAUCAGCGGGCGUCUGGCGGAGAACGACUCGGACCCCACGGCACCGCCCUACGACUCGCUGGCCACGUACGCCUACGAGGGCAGUGGAUCGCUGGCGGAGUCUCUGAGCUCACUGGAGUCGGCCGCCACCGAGGGCGACCAGGACUUUGAGUACCUUAGCCACUGGGGUCCGCAGUUCAGGAAACUGGCCGACAUGUACAUUGGCAAGGACACAGACAGAGAGGCCUGAAGCGGAGACAUCGAGGGGAAGGGAGAGGGGAAGAAAAGCCGUACGGAACUGGUCCACUCUUGUGUCUGUCAGAAGGGCCAGCCAAUCAUAAUACGCUUCGCCACCCGGCCCACCCUCCCAACACUCCACCCUCAUAUCGUAAAUACGGAGACUGGAAUAUAGCCUACUAUACUCCACUUCAAUUGACAGCGUAACCAGUCACUACUCUAAAGGAAUUUUUUCGUGUUUCUUUUUUUUUUCUUAUUCUCUCGAAAUCAGUAAAGAUGCCUUCGACUUGUAGGAGUACCUUGUGAACAAUGAUGUGGAAAAUGUGUUUUGUUACUACGGCGAGCGAUAGUAGUCUUGUUACUAUCUAUGUUUAUGGCAAAAAAAAGAAAAGAAAAAAAAACAAUAAAAAUAGGUUUUAUCAAAAACUAAAUUUGAAAUAAGUAUGUGUAUAAAAUGUUUUGCAGCUAUGGGCAUAAUGUAUACUAUUCAAUAUCUUUGUUUUGAGAAGCAACGUACCUGUGACCAGUACAGUACAAAUUCUGUCAAGAUGUGGACUCAUUUCAACUCAUAGAAGUAGACAUGUACAAAGGGAGUUUGCUGUGUAGAAUUUCACACUCAAGUCAUAUUGUUUGAAUGCUGAG